AUGGAUAUUUCAGACCUGACCACCUCUCUGACUUGCUCACGACAAACGAUGGUUGUUGAAGGGAACACUGAAGUCAAGCUCAGCUGGCGCCAUGGAGAGACGAUGUCUGGCUUGGUCCCUCGGAUCUUGGAUCACCGUGCUCUCGCCGCUUGGAUUGGGGCUAGAAAGGACCACAUAUCGCCACCCGGCCUAUACUCGAAUGCGUUACAAUAA
Molecule: messenger RNA, 213 nt
Organism: Laccaria bicolor S238N-H82
Lineage: Eukaryota; Fungi; Basidiomycota; Agaricomycetes; Agaricales; Hydnangiaceae
Exons: 1
Coding region: 1-213 (70 amino acids)
Source: RefSeq, a predicted model, not a curated record